GAAAUAAAAAUAUUUCUAAAGAAAUUUGUCACAAAGUUUUUCUGUAAAAGACUGUCUUUAAAAUAAGUUUUUUUGGAAAAUUUUUGUAUUCUACAAGCUAAACUAUUGUACUGAAAAUUGUCCAAAUGAAACUAUGAACACAUUGAAAUUAUGAUUUUUACAGAUAAACUAUUAGAAAGACCUAUUAUACAGAGAAAACAUAUAAAUUCUUCAUGAAAUAAAAUUUUACAGGCAAUAUAGAAUAUAUAUUUUAUAUACUACAUAGACAAUUUAUCAAAACAGAAAACUGUUGUACAAUUAAUUUAAUAUAAGCAAAGCACUGAAUCAAACAAUUUUUUAAAAAAAUAUUGUUGUGUAUAUGUAUAAAAUAAAACUACAAACAACGGCCGCAACGAUUAAGACUGAUCAGUAAUUUGGUAGCGGCGCGACGUCGACAAUUUGAUAAGCCGCGGCCAGACGCCGCUUUUACGCGGAUCGACUCGUUACUCUAUUUAUAUACACAACAAGCGAACAAAAAUGCUAGAUAAAAACCAAAAAUAAACAGUAUUAGAAAUAUCAAUACAGUUCAUACAACAAGUUACAAGUCUUCAUUUCUAUCCGCUUCACUUUAUUUAAUAAUAAAAUCGUUUAUAAGGACGCAAAAAAUGCAAAGAGCCUCUUCAGGAAACAAUAAAACCAGUCGUACGAAGGAAGAGAAGGCGAAGAACGGCACAAAGAAAUCUCUGGUCUUUCUGGCUAAGAUGGCGAAAAAAGAUCCUUCGUCGUUAACCUCUAAAGAAAGGCACCUUAUCAGGAGACACAGACAGGACGUGUCAAAAUUUGAAAGAAUUUACGGCCCUGUCAGUGUUAUUCUAGGAAGGUCGUAUCUUUUUGAACAGUAUGAGACUACUGUGAACCCGACAAAUACUAUUAUAAGUAAAGGGUCGGCUAUUUCAUCCACAAACUGUUCAAUGAGUAAUGGUGUUAUUCCUACUGUCAAAUCGCUCACGUCUUCGGAAAGAGCUGCAGGAGAUAAUAAUGCAACAUCCAGUAAACAAACCAACGGAUUUAAAGUAAAAGGUAUGGUGAAGAAAGUUACAGAAAAACAUUCAGCAUCAACAAAGAAGGCAAAGAAAUCCGAGAACCGGGAUAGAUACCUUCAGGCAGCUGUCGUCGAUUGGAGUAAUCGCAAUGGGAAGAUAAAUGCCGAUCUAUGGCAGUUAGUUGAGCGUAAGCUUCUGGAUGAAAUCGCCAAUUUCAAUGGCAGCUCGGAGGAUGUAUCCUUCAAUGGCGCAGAUUGGUCUAAGGGCACGAAGAUAGUCAAUUGUGGUAACAAAAAUUCAUUUGAUUUCUUAAAAAACACAAUUGACAAGAUUAACCAACUUAACCCAGACAUAAAGUUGGAUGUAAUAAACGCCUCAAAACUACCACUUAGAUCAGUCGUCACGGUAUGGAUUCCACCACCCAUUAUAUCGGUGGAAACUAUACUGGGAGUAUUGGCCAAACAGAACGCUAAACUUCUAACAGACCAAUGGAGGUUUGUCACCUCACUGGUGUGUAAGGAGAACUCCGGAAGGGACUUCAGAUUCGCUGUGGAUCAGAAAUCUCUAGAAUAUUUGGAGGAAGUGGCUGGUGUUGCCAAUUUCGGUCUUGGCACUGUCAAAUUCCGUUUUUCGAAACAUAAGACUAAAGAAGCUGCUGGUGGUGCAGAUAAAUCUACGCCAAUGUGAAACAGCUUAGUCAGAAUUGGUUCAACUUUAUUUCUUCAGCUAUUUUUCCAAGUAUUUCAAAUCUUGCUGGUUUAACUCCGAAUGCAAUAUUAUCUACCUUCCAAAGUUCUUCAUACUUUUUAUAUUGUUCAAUAAAUAGCGGUAAAAAUUGUU
This is a messenger RNA of Lucilia sericata (common green bottle fly), 1862 nucleotides long. RefSeq lists its product as uncharacterized. Bases 645 to 1709 code for a protein of 354 amino acids. Lineage: Eukaryota; Metazoa; Arthropoda; Insecta; Diptera; Calliphoridae. The record is from RefSeq and is a predicted model, not a curated record. The transcript has 2 exons.